AUGGCUGGAUUGAUAUGGGAUUUAUCCUUAGAGAAGGAUGAAGAAGAAGAGGCAGAGUUCAAAGCACAGACCAAGGAGCAAGUGAACACACCUCAAGACUUGCCUCCUCAGCUUCUCUUCGUUCACCAAUUCUCGCUCUUUAUGUAUAACCAUGGAGACAAGACUCUCUCUCGGAUCCCAGUCUCUGCAUCAAAUCUCAAUCAGGAUUUCUCAGCGUUACUUCAAGAAUCUCAGUUGAAGAAACAGUUAAUGAAGCAGGAGCUCUGUGAUUAUGAUCAGAACAUAUGCAUGAGUGACAUCACCAACAACAGUUUCCAACAUCCUUGCGUCACAAAAACAGAACAUUACUCGGGGGUACAAGAAUCCUUUGGGAUGAAUGAGUUGAUGCAGAAGGAGUUUUAUGGGUAUGAUCAGAACAUGUGUAGUAUGGGUAACAUCAAUAGCAGCAGCUUUCAACAUCCUUGCGUCUCAAACACAGAAGCAGUACAAGAAUCUGUGAAUAACUAUGGGCUGGAUCAGUUGAUGCAGAUGCAGUUUUAUGGUUGUGAUCAGAACAUGUCUAGUAUGGGUAACUCCGGGUUGAUGCAGCAUGAAGUUUAUGGUUAUGAUCAGAACUUGUGUACGAGUGAUAUUACCGACAGAAACGUUCCAGAUCCUAGUCUCUCAAACACAGUCUGAGAUUUAUCUGAAAUCAAUCAAACUGUCCAAUUAUGAAGCUGUCUAUGCAUUGCAUUGGUGUCUAUUUGGUAGUACGAGGACAAUUAAUAUGUAUAUUGCAUCAACAUAUAAUUUUCUUUAUUUGUACCUUCUUUAUGAAU
Messenger RNA from Camelina sativa (false flax), 818 nucleotides. NCBI's taxonomy places the organism in Eukaryota, Viridiplantae, Streptophyta, Magnoliopsida, Brassicales, Brassicaceae. The record is from RefSeq and is a predicted model, not a curated record.